AUGACAACUACUCAAGAUUCUAAUUUAAACAAUACCCAAAACACUACAGACGAAUUAGCUGUUUAUCUUGUUAAUGUAGCAAACAAACUACAAUCAAAAGUUGAUGAUGUUAGCAUUAAUAUGAACAAAAAAUUAGAAGAGAUGACAACACGUAUAGACUCCUUAGAACGAAGCUUGAAACAAAUGGAAAAGGCUCCUGCAAACAACAAUUUGAAUGAAGCAGACCACAAAUAA
Messenger RNA from Mucor velutinosus, 234 nucleotides. RefSeq lists its product as uncharacterized. NCBI's taxonomy places the organism in Eukaryota, Fungi, Mucoromycota, Mucoromycetes, Mucorales, Mucoraceae. The record is from RefSeq and is a predicted model, not a curated record. Gene Ontology annotation, molecular function: transcription corepressor activity. The transcript is spliced from 4 exons. The coding region runs from base 1 to 234 and encodes 77 amino acids.